Molecule: messenger RNA, 273 nt
Organism: Plasmodium yoelii
Lineage: Eukaryota; Apicomplexa; Aconoidasida; Haemosporida; Plasmodiidae
Product: cysteine-rich PDZ-binding protein, putative
Exons: 4
Coding region: 1-273 (90 amino acids)
Biological process (GO): cytoplasmic microtubule organization
Molecular function (GO): microtubule binding
Source: RefSeq, a predicted model, not a curated record
AUGCCUUGUGAAAAAUGCGAAAAGAAACUAAAAAAGUUACCAACUCCUGAUGUGAAGAAUAGCUCAAAUAGAUCAACGAGCACUAACAAACUAUUGGAAUACCGCCAUAACAAACAAAAAUUUAAUCCUAAAAGUCGAAAAUGUAAAAAGUGUAAUAGCCAACUUCAUCAAGAUGGGAAAUAUUGCUCAGUGUGUUCUUAUAAAUUAGGCAAAUGCCAAAUGUGCGGCAAAACAAUAACUGACGUUUCGUCAAGUAAUAUGUCAAUAGUAUAG